GCGAUGACGUAAUCCCGCAUCUCAGUGCUGUAUAACAGCAUCAGUACCGAAGCAGCAGCAGCACCGCAGGAUCCGCAGAAUAGACAAAUUAUUUCAUCUUUUCAAGGCUUCGGACGCCGGAGUCACGGUGCUGCGACAUGGACGAGCAAAAGGAGUCUCUCCAAAAAAUUGUCAACACGUUGGCGCUGAAAAAUGAGGAGAUCCAGAACUUCAUCUGCUGCCUGAAGCAAAAUCUGCUGAACCUGGAGGCGAACUCCACCCGUGUUCAGGAGGAUCUGGAGUCAGAGUUCAGCUCUCUGCAUGCUGUUCUGGAUGAGCUGAAGGAGGGAAUGGUGACCCGAAUCAAGCAGGAACGAGCCAGUCGCACAUAUGAGUUACAGAAUCAGCUGAGCGCCUGUACAAAAGCCCUGGAGAGUUCUGAGGAGCUGCUGGAAACGGCCAAUCAGACGCUCUGCUCGUCUGAGACGGACGGCUUCGCUCAGGCGGCUAAAGACAUAAAGGAUAGUGUUACCAUGGCCCCAGCCUUUCGUAUCUCUCUAAAAGCUAAAGCGAGUGACAGUAUGAGUCACCUGAUGGUAGACUUCACUCAGGAGCGAGAGAUGCUUCAGGCCAUCAAAUUUCUCCCAGUUCCUGCUACUCCGGAGAUUGUGGAGUCUGAGUGUCAGGUGUAUGAUAACUCUGUCACGGUGCUGUGGACUUUACCAGAACCAGACUCUAAAAUUGACCACUACAUUGUCGAGUACCGGCGAACGAACCACGAGGGACCUCCGCGUGCUCGUGAGGAGCAUCCGUGGAUGGUGGUGGAGGGGAUUAAAGAGAUCCAGUACACGCUCACAGGUCUUCGCUUCGACACACGCUACAUGACGUUUCGGGUGAAGGCGUGCAAUAAAGCUGUAGCGGGAGAGUUCUCUGAGCCGGUUACUCUGGAGACAUCUGCGUUUGUGUUUAAGCUGGACUCGGGUUCGGCUCACCAGAACCUAAAGGUAGAGGACCUGAGUGUGGAGUGGGACAGCAGCGGUGGGAAAACGGCCAUCCAGGACAUCCGCAAGGAAAAGAACAGGACCGGCUCUCCUAUGCACUCUCCGGCCAGGACGGCCAUGAUGUCACCAAAGAGAGCGCCGUCAGCACGGGUGGGUCGAGACCGCUUCACGGCCGAGUCCUACACCGUCCUGGGUGACACCAUAAUCGAUUCAGGGCAUCACUACUGGGAGGUUCGGUUCGAUAAAGAGAGCAAGGCCUUUGCCGCGGGCGUGGCACUGCGCUCUCUCGGCCGAUUCGAUCAGCUCGGGAAGAGCAGCGCCUCCUGGUGCAUCCAUCUCAACAACUGGCUGCAGCAGAACCUCAGCGCCAAGCACAACAACAAGGCCCGCACGUUGGAGUGUCCCAUCCCCGAGCGCAUGGGCAUCUACUGCAACUACGACGAUGGCACGUUGUCUUUCUACAACGCCAAAACCAAGACACUCCUGCAUACCUUUAGGACCAAGUUCCAGCAGCCGGUUAUUCCAGCUUUUAUGGUGUGGAACGGGAGCUUCUCGGUUCAGACAGGUCUGCAGGUUCCCACCAUAGUGCAGUGUGGCCAGAAAAGGAGCAGCAACGCCAGCAGCUCCAACGCCAGCCUUACCUAGACCUCCACUCGCCAUCCUCCACUCGUCUUCCUCCACUGCUUUGUAGAACUGUUGCCUGUCACUCAGGCUCUUGGAGGCCGCGGGAUGUACCCAAGUUUUCACCCCGGUGUCUGGAAAUGGAGAGAAUAAAGAAUAAAGAAGCUCCAGCGCUUUGUGCCUUUCAGCCUUCUCAUUUCAUCCAUGAACGCAGACGUCCACACAGCAGUGUGACUAAUUACAGUGCAGCUUAAUUACAGUUCUGUCAAAUGCUCUUGUGUUUCUCACGACAAAGGUGAGGUGACAUUUAGGCUGUUUAAGAUUUGACAUGUUCUCACACAAAAAUGUGUGAGAUAAAUUGACAAAGGUUUGUGGGUUAAAUCGUGAAUGUGAGAGUAUUUUAUGAGUGAAUGUUAUGUUAGUGUGAAUGAGAAAGCGCUUUCUUAAAGAAUGUGGAGUUUAUGUGUGAGUAAAUGUAGGUGUUUGUGUGAAUGCGGGUUAUUUUAUGAUUGAAUAUGAGUGUGUAAAUGUAAGAGCAUUUUAUGAGUGAAUGUUGGUGUUUUUGUGAAUGCGAGAGCAUUUUGUGAGUGAAUGUGAGUGCAUUUUUUUGGGGUGAAAUUCAGUGUGAGUGUUUUGUGUUUAAUAUCUGAGGUUUAGCCUAAUUGUAAAUCUUUUUGUCAGUGUGAGAGCACAUAUUCGUGGUCAAUUUGUGAAUGUGAGUGCCUUUUUUGUUGGGUGUUUGUGUGUGUGAGAAGGUAAAAAAAAAAAAAAAAAAAAUUUGUGGGCACUUGUUUAAUAUAUAAGAUAAAAUUGUGAACUUGUUUUUUUGUGAAUGCGAGAACAAUUUAUGGGCACACAUUUUAAACAAAUGCUCUCACAUACAAUUUUAUGUGCGUAUGAAAGAUAAAUGUGAGUAUGAGAGCGUAUUAUAUCAUUUGUAAGAGUAUUUUGCAGGUGUGUGAGUGAUACUAUAUAACAGCCUGAAUGCCACCUCAUAGCAAACCAAAAUAUUCUAUAGAUUUUUUUUCUUUUAAUGGAUCCCAUUCUGUCUUGUCUUUGUUUAAACGCGGUUUCACACUGAAUGUCCUUGAUCAUCGGGGUCUAAUUGUAAUUCUGAAUGCUUCUUAAGUAAAAUGUUAUAUUCAGAGACAGUUUAGCACAAAAACUUAAAUGAAUGCUAGUAUUAAAACGCUUCUUGUAGAAUACAGACGUUAUUGUGCCAGCAGACGUCCGUGUGGAGUGAAAAUACGAGCCGUGUGUGUGUAUGAUGAUGAUGAUGAUGAUGAUGUACCAUAGUGUAUUGCUGCCUUUUUUCCAAUAAUGGCGAACAUUUCGUACUUGUUUUUGUUGCCCGCAGAAGUGUAAAGACAAAAACAGGCCAUUCCAGUUACCUCCACAAAUAUUUACAAUGUUUUAUCAUGUAUUUCUGAUUAUGUGCACAGAGACAAUAGACUUAAAUAUGACGCUCUGCCGCCUGAACACCGAGACGUUGUGUUUUUUUAAUUCUCACUCACACUCUACUGCAGAUUGCUGUAUAUCUCUGUAUAUAAACCAUUAAUGCUUUUCUGCCGAAACUGUAGUAUUAUAUAACAGACUGCCAAGUGUAAUUCUGCGCAACGUAAUAAAACACUAAGACGGA
Tachysurus vachellii is the source of this 3240-nucleotide messenger RNA. RefSeq names its product fibronectin type III and SPRY domain containing 1 (gene fsd1). The record is from RefSeq and is a predicted model, not a curated record. The transcript has 13 exons. NCBI's taxonomy places the organism in Eukaryota, Metazoa, Chordata, Actinopteri, Siluriformes, Bagridae. Gene Ontology annotation, molecular function: protein binding. Bases 138 to 1625 code for a protein of 495 amino acids.